Messenger RNA from Acyrthosiphon pisum (pea aphid), 3490 nucleotides. RefSeq lists its product as uncharacterized. The record is from RefSeq and is a predicted model, not a curated record. The coding region runs from base 235 to 3399 and encodes 1054 amino acids. NCBI's taxonomy places the organism in Eukaryota, Metazoa, Arthropoda, Insecta, Hemiptera, Aphididae. Gene Ontology annotation, molecular function: sequence-specific DNA binding. The transcript has 14 exons.
UUUAAUGAAACAUAUGUUUAAAUUUUAAAGGACCACACUUUGGGAAAUGGACCUCGCUGUUCUGUGAAAAAUUGUUUAAACCGCUAUUCGAAAGAUCUUAGUUUCUAUGGCUAUCCUAGUGAUUUCACACUUAGAAAAAAGUGGUUUGAAAAAUGCGGAUUACAAGUUGAUCCCACUAAAAAAUUAAAAAGUAAUGUAAGAGUAUGUCGUGCUCAUUUUGACGAUGAUUGCUUCAUGACUAACAGAAAAAAUAGAUUAAGACCUGAUGCUAUUCCUUCAUUAUUUUUAGAUAACGAUAUAAUAGAUGCAAGAAAUAUUCCAUCAACAAGUUCGGCUGUCAGUAGUGGGAUCAUUCGUGUAAAUAAACCAUCGCCUAUUAAAAAUAUAAUAGAUGCAAGAAAUAUUCCAUCAACAAGUUCGGCUGUCAGUAGCGGGAUCAUUCGUGUAAAUAAACCAUCGCCUAUUAAAAAUAUAAUAGAUGCAAGAAAUAUUCCAUCAACAAGUUCGGCUGUCAGUAGCGGGAUCAUUCGUGUAAAUAAACCAUCACCUAUUAAAAAUAUAAUAGAUGCAAGAAAUAUUCCAUCAACAAGUUCGGCUGUCAGUAGCGGUAUCAUUCGUGUAAAUAAACCAUCGCCUAUUAAAAAUGUAAUAGAUGCAAGAAAUAUUCCAUCAACAAGUUCGGCUGUCAGUAGCGGUAUCAUUCGUGUAAAUAAACCAUCGCCUAUUAAAAAUGUAAUAGAUGCAAGAAAUAUUCCAUCAACAAGUUCGGCUGUCAAUAAUGGGUUUAUUGGUACUAAUAAACCAUCUUGUUCGUCUACAAAUUAUGUUGCAAAUAUAAAUUCUAAGGAAACUCCGUUAUUUGUUUAUAUUGAGUCAGUUACUCGUUCUGCUAAGGAUCUUACUGGUGAAUGUUCUGUACCCGGAUGCAUUACUAAUAUUGUUGAAGAUGUUGAAGAUAUUUCCCUUUUCGCACCACCAAUAGAAUUGGUAGAUCGUUGGAGUUCAAUUUUAGGUUUGGAUUUGACUAUAAACAGUAUUGUGUGUGAAAGGCAUUUCAAACCCCAGGACAUACUUCGUCCCAAGUUAUUGGUAAAUGAUGUAAAUUCACAAGUAAAGGUGUUAGCACCUGUUUCUAUGCCAGUACCAGUAAUGAAUGCUGUGCCGGAAUCGAGAACCUAUUGUUCUAUACCUGGAUGUACAAUUAAUAAUGUUGAAAAUGUUGGAGAUAUUUCCCUUUUCACACCACCAAUAGAAUUGGUAGAUCGCUGGAGUUCAAUUUUAGGUUUGGAUUUGACUAUAAACAGUAUUGUGUGUGAAAGGCAUUUCAAACCCCAGGAUAUACUGUGUCCCAAGUUAUUGGUAAAUGAUGUAAAUUCACAAGUAAAGGUGUUAGCACCUUUUUCUAUGCCAAUACCAGCAAUGGAUCCUGUGCCGGAAUCGAGAACCUAUUGUUGUAUACCUGGAUGCACAACUAAUACUGUUGAAGAGGUUGAAGAUAUUUCCUUUUUCACACCACAAAAUGAAGAAGAUGUAAUUGAGUGGAAUUUAAGUGUAUGUGUAGAACUUACUAAAGACAGUGCUGUGUGUGAAAAGCAUUUUAGACCUGAGGACAUAGUUCAUUCCAACUUAUUGACAAAUGGUAUAAAUUCAAAAGGAAAGUCAUUAGCACCUUUUGCUGUGCCAGUUACAAUAAUUUCAUUGGAACCCCAAACAGUGACGCAAAAUUGUUCUUUACCUGGAUGCGUAACUAAUAACAUGACUGAGCGUACUGAAGAUAUUUGCCUUUUCGCACCAACAAUAGAGCAGGUAGAAAAGUGGAGUUCAGUUUUAGAUUUUCAAUUGACUGAAGACAGUAAAGUGUGCGAAAGGCAUUUUAGACCCCACGACAUGCUUCAACCCAUGGUAAUGUACGACGGUGUUUAUCAAAAGGUCAAAUCAUUAGUGACUGGUUCUUUGCCAUUGCCAAGGAAUACUGAGCUAUCAGCAUCUAAUGCUACACCAUUUAUACAACAAUUAGAAACUAAUGAUGUGCCUGUAUUGAGGACAUGUGAUGUUAAAUUCAAAAGACAUAAACCUGAUGAACUGUUGUGUACAAAAACAAUCAAAAAUAAUGUGCUAGAUAAAUCAUUAUCGACUACCAGUAAAAUGUUUUCGUCAAAAAAUGCAAAUAAAGAGUUUACUGCGGUUACAAAUGAAACACAUGAAUACAAUACAACUCCUGAUUUAGAUCCAACAUUAAAAUCAAAUACUGCAAACUCAGUUGAUUUUUCGGUUGUGAAAAUUGAGCCACUGGUUGUUGAUAAUUUACAAACAAAUUUGGAAACUGAACCAGAACAGCUAUUACCAGAUUUAGGAACAAAACUAGUUGAAGAUGAUAAUAUACUUCCAUUAUCUUCAAUUGAUGAUUCUUUAUCGAUAUCAUUAACAAAACUAAAAAACAUCUCAGCUAAUAGUUCGUUGUCCGUUACCUUGGAACCAAUAGCAAAUUCUAAAAUGACAGAACCAUCAGUAGAUUUAUAUUCAAAAGUAUCUCCUAAAAGUUCCAUGUCCAUUACAUUACUACCCAAACAUAAUCUCCCCUCGACCACAAAUAACAGUUCUCCAUCUGUUAGUUUAACACCUUGUCUUCCAUCGACUUCAAGUAGUUCUGUAUAUAAUACAUCACAACAAAGUUUGUCACAGUAUAAACAGAAAGAAACUUCAGCCUUUAAAAUGCCAGUUAAAUUGUCUUCUAAUACUGUUGAAAUAAAGAUGCCAGUAAUUUCAAAAUGUGUUUCAUUAGCCGUACAUUCGGAUACUGAUGAUUCUAAUCCAUAUAUAAUACUUGAUGAUGAUGAUGAUGAUGAUGAUGAUGAUACUGAAACUGAAGAUUUUAUAGAGAAAGAUUACGGAUUCAUUUAUGAAAUUUCUAAAACUAUAGUACUUCCUACUUUACAUUGGAAGAUUAAACAUGAUAGAUCACGAAAUUCAACUGUUUUUUAUGAAGAAGACGAUUUGUAUGAAACUGUAAAAAACAUUACUUUUGAUAAUAGCCUUUUGCCAAAAAUACAAGUAUAUGGCAUGAAAUACAAAUAUAAUAAGCCUGUUAGAACAAAAAAUGAAUUACAAAAUCUUUUAGAAAAAAUAGAUUUUGUGGCAAAAUGUGAAGGUGUUUAUUUAAGUAGCCAUAAAAAGUGUAUUGGUUAUUAUGACAAAAUUACAGAAUAUGUUACUUCGUGUUCUGCCUGUCAAAAAUUGCUCAAAACGACUGAAUCUAUGACUAAAACUGCUGAAAGUCUUGAACAAAUAAUCUCUGAACGGACAGCAAGAGUGUUAGAACUUAGACGAAAUAUGGAAAAUAUGGAAAAUAAUAAAAUAAAUUUCAGCCUUAUAAAUUCUAUGACGGUAUGUCGUCGUUAAUUGUAUAUAUUAAUUGUAUUUACUAUUUAACUAUUUUUAAUUAUAUUUAUUAGACAUUUUUACUUUGAUUAAAAACUAUAAUUGUAAACCA